Molecule: messenger RNA, 1101 nt
Organism: Fusarium redolens
Lineage: Eukaryota; Fungi; Ascomycota; Sordariomycetes; Hypocreales; Nectriaceae
Exons: 2
Coding region: 1-1101 (366 amino acids)
Source: RefSeq, a predicted model, not a curated record
AUGUGUGAAGAUGGAGACCCAGGAUCUGAUCACGAUCGCCUUCCGGGGAAGCCGUGGUGUGCUAGCACUACAUUUAAACUGACCCUUCCGCUCGUUGUUGUUCUGACGAUUGUUAUGCUUGCGCCUCAGGUUCAUUUUCUUUUUAACCUUGGGGCAACGGAUAUGAAGCUUACAAGUUCGAUUGCUGUUUGUCCGGCGUUGGCUAUGGCGAGGAACGUUACGUUUUAUACGGAUGAUGCCCUGGUUCCGACUCCACUACCUCCGGCUCAUGCAGCCUCAGAUGGACCGGAUAUUAUACACGUUUUUCAGUUAUUGAGCCGCUCGACUGUAUGGAAGAGUAUUGCAAACAUUACUUUUGAGGGCGACAUGUUUGAGCCUGAGGGAAUGGUACGUUUGGGCGAUGAUCGUUACGUGGUCAGUUCAGGGCAUUGGACCGUGCCGACUGAAAAGUACGGCAAGAUCAUCAAUGGAACAGACCGAACAGCUGGUGCUGGGCUAGCUCAUUUGUUGGUGUACAAUGGAGAAGGAAAGCUCCUAGCUGAUGCGACCAUUACGGAAGAGGGGAGUGAUGAGUAUCAUAAUGGAGGAAUUGACUUUGAUGGACAGUAUAUCUGGGGAACCAUCGCGCAGUACCGACCCAAUAGUACUGCGUAUGUAUAUCGGACAGAUCCAGCGAUCUUGGUACCGGAGCGCGUACUCAAUUAUAAUGAUCACCUUGGCGGCAUUGUUCACGACACUCGCGACAACCUUAUUACAGCCCUUAAUUGGGGCGCACGAGACGCUGCAACAUGGGAUCUCAAGAGCGCCGAAACAGGAUGUGAUGCAGCACCGAAACCUGAAAGAGUCGUACGAAAUCCAAGUUAUUUCAUCGACUACCAAGACUGCAAAUGGCUGGGCCACAGUGGUUUCUACGGCGGAAAGAGUGUCAUGCUGUGUUCAGGUGCCGCGACAAUUGGCGGUUACAACCUUGGCGGUAUUGCUCUCGUGGACGUCAAAACGAUGAUUCCUCUAGCUGAAGUUCCAAUUGAGCUGGAGAGUAAGCUUGGGGUGAGAUUGACUCAGAAUCCAAUGGAUGUUAGCGUCAGGGAUGCUCAGCCUUGA